This is a messenger RNA of Anthostomella pinea, 1638 nucleotides long. The record is from the annotation of a GenBank genome assembly. Lineage: Eukaryota; Fungi; Ascomycota; Sordariomycetes; Xylariales; Xylariaceae.
AUGCGGACCACAAGAGCUCUUAUCCAGCUAGCUGCAGUAACAACAGCGGUGGUUGCUGCUCUUGGUCCCGGGGCUUUCCGGGGGUUCGGUGCACCCCACGCCCAAGACGCGAACGAGAGGGUUAACAAGAGAGCCGACGAACAUGAAUCGCCUCCGUUGCUUCUGAACGAUUUGACAAAACAGUUCCUGGUAGAUAGCUCCGCACUGCCAGAGUUUACAUUCGAUUUUGGAGAGUCAUACGCCGGUUUGCUACCAAUAUCGUCCAAUACGUCCGAUAUCAAUAGGCUGUGGUUCUGGUUCGUACCAUCAACCAACCCAGCAGCCACGGAUGAGAUUUUGGUCUUCUUCGACGGCGGUCCGGGAUGCUCAAGUUGCAUAGGAAUGUUCUAUGAGAAUGGCCCUUUCCUGUGGCAGGAUGGAACCUUGGCCCCCGUUCAGAACCCGUGGGCAUGGACCAACCUCACCAACGUCAUGUGGAUCGACCAGCCCGUCCAAACCGGAUAUUCCACCGGCAUCCCAACAAUCUCCACCCACGAGGAACUGGCCGACCAGUUUUUGGGGUUCUGGAAGAACUUCGUCGACACAUUCGGCUUCCACGGCGCGGAUGUGUACCUAGCGGGCCAGAGCUACGCCGGGCGCUACCUCUCGUACAUCGGCUGCGCCAUGCUCGACCGGAAAGACACCACCUAUUACAACCUGCAGGGAACCAUGUUCAUCAACGCCCUCAUUGCCGACCAUACGGUGCAGCAGCACAUCGGCAUCGUGCCGUACGUGGACUACUGGAAUAUCUUUCUCGGCCUUAACGACACCUUCAUGGACACUAUCCGCUACGCCUCAAGAGCCUGCGGUUCCGAUGAUUACCAGAACACCCACCUCGUGUUCCCCGGCAACAAGACGGCGAGCAGAGAUCUGCCCUCGGUGGGGACCUACGAGUACCACGGCGUGGAGCGGGCCUGCGGCGGUCUGACCCACGACAUCAUCACGGCGCUCACGGCGCUGAACCCGUGCUUCGACAUCACGCACAUAUCCAACUACUGCCCGUUCCUGUACAGCCCCAUCGGGGUCCCAACCUUCAUCGAGUCGCUCGUAGACGAGAGCGAGGGCCUCGGCAGGCGAGCCGCUGCGUACUCAGGCCCCUACCUCAACCGCGACGACGUCAAGGCCGCCCUACACGCCCCGCCGCACAAGGUCUGGGUCGAGUGCGACCAGACGGGCGUGUCGCUAUACGGCAACACCAUCACGGGCCGGCAGCCCGUCAGGGAGAAGCUGCCGAGGCUCAUCGAGCGCAGCCGGCGCACCAUCAUCGUGCACGGGUCCUUGGACAUGAAGGUCACGGUGAACGGGACGCUCAUGGCGCUCCAAGGGAUGCACUGGGGCGGGGCCCGGGGCUUCUCGUCGCCGCCCAACGAGACCUUCUACGUGCCGGCCUUCUCCGAGCGAUCCGUCGGCUCCGUCGCGCCCAGGGGCAUCUCGGGCAGGAUGAUCACGGAACGCGGCCUCACGUUCGUGGAGGUGUAUGGGGCGGGCCACGAGGUGCCGCGGUACUCGCCUUCGGGGUCCUAUCGACACCUGGAAUUCCUCCUUGGGCGGGUCGAUAGCAUGAGCGAUGAUGAUCCGUUCACCACGGACCCGAAUUAG